UGUUGAAACUUAGAAAAGCGUUCUUUUUACUUCCCUCUACUUCCAGAAAAGCCGUGAGCGACGGUGGCGGGUCGAUGGAGAGUCGUGAUCGGAGACGUGAAAUGGAGGCGGAGAUGUUGGAGGACGUGAGCGAGGCCGUCGCAGCGAUAAAGAAGGCUAAGCACGUGGACCAAGUGAUUUGCGCUCUCCACUCCCUCGCCGUCCUUGUCUUUCCCGUCGAUUCCUCUCUUCUCUCAGGCGUUGUUGAUGAAGGAUACAGAGAUCAGAUUCUCGGGAUGAACCUUCCAUCUGCAAAUGAGAGAGAAGAUCGGUGGCAGACGUUCUACCGCGGAGCUGCAUUUCCAUCUUUAGCUAGAGUCCUAUUAUACGAUGUCGCCUCGGACUGGCUUGCGUGCUUUCCCUUCACUGCACAGAAGCAUGUAUACGAUGUUUUCUUUGUGGAUGGACUUGCCACUGAGGUGGUUCAGACUCUGGUUCCUCGUCUACACCAAAACAGCAUUGCUGGUCUUGAUGUCAAUGCCAUUGUCUCGAAUGUCCAGAGAUUAAUAGUGCUUUUCUUGCUUGAAAGCACCGGAGUGCUCCGUAUUGCUACAGAGUUUGCCAGAUCACAAAGGGAAGGUUCUUCUCAUGAACAACUCCAGCCUGUCAUAUCAAGGGUGGCACAGCUUAUAGCAUCCGUGCCUGACAAAGCACAGUUCAGGGCUCUGUCUUCUCUUUCAGCACACAUUUUCUUCAGGCAGAUAAUUACUCAGCUUUUCUGUGGAUUUGAUGGAAGAGAUUUGACGACAGAUCCUGGAAGGACUCUCAACAAGAGUGAGAUGGAUGGCACCUUUCAUUUCACUGGGGAGAUAUUUGCUCGCAUCUGUCGUCGGGGAUUUACAGAUGUUUUGGCUGGUGAAGUGGUUCCUCGGAUGCUGAGUCACAUCCGAGGCUUAUUGUUAUCAAAGGGAACAACUAUUGCGGCAGAUGUAUUUGAAUCAGAUCCAGGGUCCCAGUUUUGGAUAAAGAUGAUGGGAAAUAUAAAAGAUUCCUAUGCUGUUGAAAGAACUUCAGAAGAGCUUUUACGUGGGCUUGCUACUGAACAUAUAAAUGACACUGAAGCUUACUGGGUCAUUUGGAUAUUGUUUCACAAUCUGUUCUAUAAUCAAGAAUCUGUCCGGACAUUGUUUCUGGACAAAUUUCUGCUCUGGAAAGUAUUACCUGUUCAGUGCCUGCGUUGGAUUUUUCAGUUUGCUGUGUUUGGAUGCCCUCCUAAUCCUGAUUCACAAGUCUCAAAUCAUGUUUCGCAACAGCUUCCAGUUACACUGCAAAGUCUGGUGGUAGUAUGGUCCAAACAGGAGUUUUUGCGAUCAGCAUCAUUGGAGCAGCAAGUUUAUGUUACAGCAGCAGUAGGCCUUUUACUGGAGCAGAUGUCUAAGGAAGAACUGGAUAAGUCUAAGGAUGUGAUGCGCUCAAUUCUUCAAGGAGUUAGCUGUAGGCUGGAGAGUCCUGACCAUUUAAUUAGAAAAAUGGCUAGCAGCAUUGCUCUAGCAUUCUCGAAAGUGAUUGAUCCAAAAAAUCCUUUGUACCUUGAUGAUAGCUUCAGUGGAGAGAGUAUCGACUGGGAGUUUGGCUUAGGUACCUCCAAAUACAGUGCGCUGCCUACGUCUAAUUCCCAAACAAAGGGAAUUCAUGAAACAAAGACAUCUGUUGGCACAGUGGACAUGACUGAGUUCAAUGAUAUAGCCACUGAUGGGCAGGAAGGUGAUCUGAAAAAUGAAAGGAAGAAGUUAUCUGAGUAUAAGAUGAUUGACCCUGAUGAGAUUAUUGAUCCAGCUAGUCUAGAACUUGAAAGAGGAUCUGAUUUUGAAAACAUGAGCGAAAGUUCCGAUGCCUCGAAUGACACUUCAUUGGAGCCAUAUGACUUGACAGAUGAUCAAACUGAUUUAAAGAGAAGAUUUUCCCAGUUGGUUGAUGUAGUGACAGCAUUACGAAAAACUGAUGAUGUCGAUGGGGUGGAGCAGGCUCUUGAAGUUGCUGAAAGGCUUGUGCGAGCAUCCCCUGAUGAACUAAAAUAUGUAGCAAGCGAUCUUGUUAGAAGUCUCAUACAAAUUCGUUGCUCUGAUGUGGCUGUUGAAGGUGAGGAAGAUUCAGCAGAAGAGAAAAGACAAAGGGCGUUGGUUGCUUUGGUGGUGGCAAGUCCACUGGAGUCCCUUGAAACUGCCCACAAGCUACUUUACUCACCAAAUGUGGAUGUAAGCCAAAGGAUAAUGAUACUCGACAUAAUGACUGAAGCAGCAGAAGAACUUGCCAAGGCCAAGAUUAUGCGAUUGAAACAUCAGACAGGGCCUCUUGUAUCUAUCACUUCAGAGAGUCGACCAUGGUUCAUGCCAAGUAGUGCCGGACCUGCUGGCGCUGGUUCUUGGAAGGAGGUAGCAGGGAGCGGCACUGUGCUGAACUUGUCAAGUACGGGGACUGAUAAUGUUCCGAAUUGGUCAACUCAUUAUGAGAGAGAGCUUCCUCCAAAACCUGGUCAGAUGAAGCGAGGGAAGACGCGCAGAUGGAGCAUUAAGUCUACAAAUAUGCGAGAAGAUCAGAUCGACAUAUCCCAGAAUAAAUUUCCUGUAUAUGCGGCAGCUUUUAUGCUCCCUGCCAUGCAGGGAUUCGAUAAGAAAAGGCACGGCGUUGACUUGCUUGGAAGGGAUUAUAUAGUCUUGGGAAAACUUAUCUAUUUCCUCGGUGUAUGCAUGAAAUGCACUUGUAUGCAUCCGGAAGCAACUGCAUUGGCUCCGCCUCUCUUAGAUUUGUUGGGAUCAAGAGAAGUUUGCCAUCACAGUGAAGCAUAUGUUAGAAGAUCUGUCCUAUUCGCUGCUUUGUGUGUAUUAAUAGCACUUCCUCCUUCAUUUGUCACAUCAGCUUUGGUUGAAGGCAAUGCAGAAAUUUCUAAAGGUCUUGAAUGGGUCCGGACGUGGGCCAUCCAGGUUGUGGAGUCUGACCCUGACAGAGAAUGCUAUACGUUAGCUAUGUCAUGUCUCCAACAUCAUGCUGAGAUGGCCCUUCACGCUUUGCGGGCAUUAGAAUCAAACAUAGAAACUGCUGUCAAGGCAAAGAACAUCAGUCUUCCAUCUGAUCUGUCCAAGGGAACAAUUAGAAUCCCCGGAGGAAAUAUUGAAUUGUAGAUGAAUCUCAUCUACUCCCCCAACAGUACCUGCUCACAUAAUGUACAUCAUCCACUCUCAAUGCGAAACGUCAGACCAAGAGGCAAGUCUUCUUGAACAUGAACCAAGUAAUGAUGGUUUUCAGAUGAGCAAUCCCUCUUCCUCUGAGGGAGAUCAGAAUCAGGUGAGAGCAAGUGAGCCUGCAUUUCAGUGGAUCUCACGGUUGGUGAAGCUAGGGCAGACUCUUCCGGUGAUGGAUCAGAGGAAUAUGAGACCCGAUAAAUGGAGGUGUCGAAAUUGAACGAGGGUCUUUCUUCACCCGACUUUGUGUCGAAAAGGUGACUUUACCGUACCCACAUGGAGUCUGGGAUAACAAGAUGCAAGAUACAACAAAUGGUACUUCUUCCCCGGUUUUUGGGAAUUGGUUGGGACUCAAGCAGCUGAUCUUUUGAUUAUUUUAAGUUCUUUUCUUCCUCUUCUCAAUGCUCGCAAUAAAGUAUGUCAGAUCCUGAGAAGUGUGCCGCAUUGGUGUAAAUUGUUUGAUGUUCUAUAACAGUAAAAUGCUUGUUUGUAAGAUUAAACCACGAACUAUUUAUCCUCGGAAACGGAUGUCAUAAUUUCCUUGCGGUUAAAAAGAAUAUUCAGGUCAA
Messenger RNA from Rhodamnia argentea, 3787 nucleotides. RefSeq names its product telomere length regulation protein TEL2 homolog. Bases 75 to 3158 code for a protein of 1027 amino acids. Lineage: Eukaryota; Viridiplantae; Streptophyta; Magnoliopsida; Myrtales; Myrtaceae. Gene Ontology annotation, molecular function: Hsp90 protein binding; telomeric repeat DNA binding. Gene Ontology annotation, biological process: telomere maintenance via telomerase; protein stabilization. The transcript is spliced from 14 exons. Gene Ontology annotation, cellular component: cytosol. The record is from RefSeq and is a predicted model, not a curated record.